GUUUUUUUACGGCAAACUUCCACCUAUCUGCUAUAUAAGCUCAGCGCUUGGUGUUGGUGAGCAGUUCCCAAAAUGAGGCGAUUGGCUUUCAUCUUAGCCGUGGCAGUACUGGUUAACAAAUUAUGGGCACUUUCCGCAGCUGAAAACGAACCUGAGGACGAGGAGGCUGGUGGACAAUCGGGUAAAAAUUAUCGUAGGAACUGUGCACCGGGACGCAAUUCGGACUCAACCCCUAAACCUUCUAAAAAACCUGGGCUCCCUUCUAGCCCUCAGAACACAUCAACAUCGCCUCUACCGCCCCAAUCUGAGCCUGAAAAAAAGGAAGCACGCCGCCCAUUUGCAUAUCCUAAUUGGAACCUAGGUGACUCUCCCUUCGAAGAACCACCACGACCCAGUUGGCAACGUCCCUACGUCGACCCGAGACCUCCCAACAACGUCUGGGACUAUCAAAGCUUCCGCCCGCCAUACAACAACUUCGGUUACAUGAACAAUCCACCCCAAACCCCAGGACGAUUUCCCGCGCAAGUUCCCCCUUACUUGGGACACGAUCCUAGAGGGAAUUAUCUUCCGCCGCCAUUUGGAAACAAUAGGAUGCGGCCGAUAGGUUACAGGUCGUCCUCGUCUGCAGAUGAAGAUAUUUUUAGAGAGAUACUAGCCACUUGGCCUGAAGGUCACAACAGUGUCUACCACGAUCCAGAUUCUGGUAAAAGCUAUGGGUUUCUUUGGACCCCUCUUGAAAAUUAGCUGAUGCGGAGUGUUAAUCAAAUAUCUCUCCGAUUGUAAUAAAGCUAACGAAUAAUGUUAUUUAUUGUUUGCAUUAAACGUAAAUUAACAGGUAA
Messenger RNA from Photinus pyralis (common eastern firefly), 839 nucleotides. Its product is annotated as proline-rich protein HaeIII subfamily 1-like. The record is from RefSeq and is a predicted model, not a curated record. Bases 73 to 744 code for a protein of 223 amino acids. Lineage: Eukaryota; Metazoa; Arthropoda; Insecta; Coleoptera; Lampyridae. The transcript has 2 exons.